GGGAAGAAAUGAAAGGGUCUGGGUUAUUAUACAGGCCUUGAUACAAGAUGCGUCAAUCUUGACCGUUGGAUACUCAUUAUUUAUUUAUUCUGGACCAUACAAACAGAGACCGGAGUCGGAGUAUUUAAGAUUUAAGAGACCUAAAGGUCAAAUAGUCUGACUGAGGAUCUCUACGAAGUCUAAAACCAAACCCUUAAUCCAUUUCCCAGAUUUCGAAGGUAGAUUGACAUAAAAAUGUUUAUAAGGAAACCCCCACUUCCUCGGAUGCUCCUAAACAACGUCUCUUGCAUGAGAAAUGCCCAAUUAAUUCUUCGCAACAUCAACGCCUCAGUUCACGAUGGAGGUGCGCUUGUGUUAACAGGAGCAAAUGGUGCGGGGAAAUCCACAUUUUUACGAAUGUUAGCUUGUUUCUCACGACCAUCGGCUGGAGAGAUCCUGUGGAAUGGGCAUGACAUCACAAAGUCAGGAGUUUUUGAGCAAUACAAACUCCAACUCAACUGGUUAUCCCUCAAAGAUGCUGUCAAAGAGAAGUUCACUGUUCUGGAUAACGUUCAAUGGUUUGAAGUCCUUGAAGGCAAGUCUGGUAAAUCAAAGGCAGCUUUGGAACUCAUGGGUCUAGGCCGACUUAUUAAUGAGAAGGCAAGGAUGCUUUCCAUGGGUCAAAGGAAAAGACUCCAGCUUGCUAGAGUAGUAGCACUUGACCGUCCAAUUUGGUUGCUCGAUGAACCGUCAGUGGCAUUGGAUACUGAAGGUGUGAAAUUGCUUGAGCACAUUAUUGCUGAGCAUCGAAAGAAAGGUGGGAUCGUGUUCGUCGCAACUCAUUUACCUAUCCAGAUCGAUGAUGCGAUGAUUUUGAGGUUGCCAGAGAGGUUCCCAAGAAGGAAAACCAUGGUGGAUUUGCUUGAUUGAUUAUGAAGUGGUGUAUUGAGAGGGUUACUUGGGGGUUUUGUUUUGUGGUAUUGGGAGCGGGACCUUUUUAGUCAUUGACUAAUCAAUUCACUCAUUCCUUAACACGGCGUGCUCCCAAUUUGUCACCGAGUAUUAGACUCUGGAGACACACCUGGACUUGUAAAAAAACCAAGAACGGUUAAGCAAAAAGGGUCCUUACGUUGAUUAACUGUUGAAAUAAUUAUGAUCAUCUCAUGACAAAGACCAAUAUUU
This is a messenger RNA of Papaver somniferum (opium poppy), 1161 nucleotides long. RefSeq names its product ABC transporter I family member 1-like. The coding region runs from base 235 to 909 and encodes 224 amino acids. Gene Ontology annotation, biological process: cytochrome complex assembly. Lineage: Eukaryota; Viridiplantae; Streptophyta; Magnoliopsida; Ranunculales; Papaveraceae. The record is from RefSeq and is a predicted model, not a curated record. The transcript has 2 exons. Gene Ontology annotation, molecular function: ATP hydrolysis activity; ATP binding; transmembrane transporter activity.